UUCGUUUUGAGUUUCGUCAGCUUUAUCAUUACAACUGUAAACCAAAAACGUACUGAAUUCUAAAAGUGUUUGUUUCCCAGAAAUUAGUCUAAGUAGAUCUCAGCAGUGUUGCGUGCCACAGACGCCGACAGAAAACGAAAGUUGUAGUUUGUUUACCCGGCAGCAUCCCCAGAAUCUAGUAAAUCAAUAAAUCCCCUGCACUAUCAGUGUACCUACUUAAUAUGUAUGAUCGAUAUUUCCCCUGCCCUGCGACGGUGUCUGUACUUACUUACCAAUCAGCUCCGUCGCCGUGCACUUCCUGGCGUUGAUUCAAUGAUUCCACAACUCGUCAUAUCGAGCGUAGCGUGUUCAGAACAAGCAAAUCAAUAACCGUGAUCGCUCGCAACGAUGCGGGCGAGAGGAACGCCAACGAAGUACUACUUGACUCUCCUCCAUGAUCUGAGAGUUUGCAAGAACACGAAAAACUCUACGGGGGAUGGCAGAGUGAGGACUGCAGUCAUCAUGCGCGGAGAGAGCCGGCACGGAGAGUCGUGGAGGGAUUGGCGGGCACAAUUUGCCGCCACAAUUCGUCUUCAAAAACAACUGAUACUUGUUUUAAGCAGGGUCUGGACCCUGGUUCUAGACAUUAUUUUAGAAAUAACGCGUUGUUGUUCUUGUAUCUGUGGUAUCGCGGACCUCCGCAGUGUUGUAUCUGUUUAUAUGUUGAUCUUGAUCACCGUGUCCGCGUAGAGGUAGACGAAAAUAAGUAUUCAUCUGCGGAACAAUGAACGCGAAGGGUGUGUGCCUGCUCGCUUGCUGGGCGGCGUUCAUGGUCGCCAAAUGGACGCCGGCUGCUGCAAUCGACGUGAAGAAACAGGCUGUGGCCGUCGACUACACCGCCGAAGCCAAGUAUCGAAAUGAUAAAAGAAAUAGCUGGGGAAACAAAAAAUGAAUUAGUACGGACUAGUAGAAUGUUUGCAUAGAAGGACGCCCGUUGGGGUCAGAAUUUGAUGUGAGCGAUGCGAUGUUGUAGAUAGCGGGUAUGAUUUUUUCUUCUUGUUUGGACCGCGCGCACAAGUACUUACUUCAGUGUAGGAUGACAAAUGUCUAAAAACGGAAUGUGUGCUGCAUGAUCAUGCAGCUUCUAUUCGGGUGACGUCUCCCUUACGUUGCACUUUUAUCAUCUCAUACUAAGGAGGAAGUCGAACAGGUGCAAGAUGAAGUGUUGGGGUCGACGGCGGGUCAAGCGCAGGCGAAGCCGAAAGCAUUUGUGCAGGCCGAUCCGGCGACCGAGCCCGUUCCGGCACCUUCCGGUUCCGCACCCGAGACACCCGAGCAAGCACCGCCAGCUGCCAGUCCGGCACACGAGCCCGUGGAAUCCCCCAGUAAACCUACACAUACACGUGGUUCAUUUAGUUUUCUACACUUUUGUUCUACUUGUACUUCCGUCACGGCGUUGCAUUGCAUGAAUGUAGAAUCUUCAUGUUAUAACUGACACACAUCCAGCGCUGUCUUGAACUUGAGCGAAUUGGAAUUGACAUGCUUGAUUCGGUUUUGGACAGUAGUUCCACUACUUCACUUCGACAUUGAUAUAAUUGAUUUGCGAACCUAAAGACUAUGUUGAUUUUUCAUUUGUGAAAGUGAAUGCUUUUUGUUUCGUUCGCAUAGGUUUCCGUUCCAGAGUUACCACUGGAGCAGGGCACGCAUUCAACGCCACGAAGGAAUGGGCGUACAACGUGUCGCAAAAGAUGUACCAAAAGUACAACACCACCAGAGAGUACCUGAAAGAGAAGUUUUUUAACGUGACGAACGGCGUGAGAAAUGCGGAACACGCAGCGGAGGAGAAAUUGGAGCACAUCAGCGACGCCACCAGGCAAGCUGCGCACCGAAUCAGCAACGCCACCAGGAACGCCGCGCACAACCUCAACGACGACAUGCACGGGAAUUAUGCCCACGAGCACGUGGCGAGCACCACGGCCACACCGGCGGAGGAAGAAUCUGCAGCACCGGCCGCAACGGAGGCCGCUGCGGCGCCGUCCGCGUCCCCGACCCCCGCGUAAGAAUCAAUCGUGAUGCUUUUUUCAUGGCACUUUCCUUUGCCGCGCGUGGUGGGCUGCUCUGGAACCGCUUCAAGGAAACUUAUGAAGUAGAAAAAACCCGGUUGCGGGCUGCAGUUUUUACACACUAUUUUUUUCAACCUAAACGCAAACCAGUAACAGAUCGCAAUUAGUUACAUUUGAUGUACACGCAUAGUCGAUGGAACGCCGAGCGCAAAACGCGAUGUACGUCAACUUUUUUCAUGAAUGAUUUUGUGCUUUCGACGCACCUGUAUGAUAGAACUCGAAAUGCAAGAAAUCUGCACUGUGAGAUGACAGCGACUUUCGUUUGCCUCACCUAGUUUUCGAAGAAAACAAGACGAUGAGACCGGAAAAAAACAAUCUUCUGCCGCUGGCAAUGCAGACAACAGUAGAUAAUAAAUGACGAGCAGAGGCAGACCACCACUCAAAAGCAAAACACGACAAUCAGUUUUGAAGGAAAACGAAAAAAAUUUCUGUGAACUUUCCGGCACAUGAAGAGACUACUCUCGAGGUCGAGACAAGAAGGCUUCGUCGUGUCGCAAAUAC
This is a messenger RNA of Amoebophrya sp. A120, 2603 nucleotides long. The record is from the annotation of a GenBank genome assembly. NCBI's taxonomy places the organism in Eukaryota, Dinophyceae, Syndiniales, Amoebophryaceae.